This is a messenger RNA of Mycena citricolor, 642 nucleotides long. Lineage: Eukaryota; Fungi; Basidiomycota; Agaricomycetes; Agaricales; Mycenaceae. The record is from the annotation of a GenBank genome assembly.
AUGGGCUUCGUGGACUCGUGCACCACCUACAUUGGUGCCUAUCGGUCAGAAUUCUCGCAGGAUGAGACAAAAAUCCUCUUCAUCCUCUCGUACCUCCGCAAUGAGGCUGGCACAAGCUGCGCCGCCUCGAGAUGGGCAAUGAACUGGAAACAGCGCAACUUCGAAAGCCUCAAUGGACUGAAGGCUGGGGUCACCUCGAUGUCCUUCUUGGAGGAGCUUCAGAGGGCCUUUGGAGACUCCAACGUGGAACAAGUUGCCGCUGCUCGACUCAUGGCUCUGCGCCAGAAUAGGCAAUCCUUUGCGGAUUAUAUCUCCGACUUUGACAUGCUGGCUGCGGACGCAGGCUACAAUGUGGUCACCUCCACCAAUUCGAAGGGCGAGUACAAGAAGGGGGAUCAGGACAACAUCCUCAUCGAAUUCCUCGAGCGUGGGUUGAGCAGCGAGAUUGCAAGUCGCCUCUACAACACCGGUGUCCCCUUACCCAAGGCGUAUGGUGCCUUCAAGGACUGGUGUGUCAACAUCGAGGCAAACGCUCUGUGCAAUCAGCUGCGCAAAGCAUCGCACGGGCACUCCAUGCCACGACCACCUCCCCAAUUCCGUCCUCAAGCCACUCCAGCAGCACCUGCACCUGCUCCGAUCUGA